Messenger RNA from Chara braunii, 1570 nucleotides. The record is from the annotation of a GenBank genome assembly. NCBI's taxonomy places the organism in Eukaryota, Viridiplantae, Streptophyta, Charophyceae, Charales, Characeae.
UGCCGCUCCUCCGACAACGACAGAAAUCCAGGAAACAAGGUGGGGGAUGGUGUGCGCGAUGGUCGUGCACCCUUGCGCGCUGCAAAAUGUUGAAUCGCUGGCCCUCCAAGUCAGGGCCGUCCAUUCCCUGGAUCGCACUGUCCCUUGGUAUUUGGGGUGGUCUGCCCGCAUGCGGAAUGGGUGAUCGUCGCUGCCGUCGCGUGGAGGGGUGUGCUGGACGCCGUCUGGGCGAGAUCCGCGAGCCGAGGGAGGGGAAAUGGCACCGCGAGCACUAUAAAGGUUCGCGCAAGCGCUAUCUUGUCCAUGUCUUUUGGUUCCCGAGUGCACGCAAGGCCACGCGUGGGGUUUCCGUUGUGCUGCGCGGGGAGUUGAACAUCGCCCGCGCAAGACGAUCCCUGUCGACUUCCUCUCAAGCGCUGUGGCAGUCCGCUUUCGUUCACGGGGCGUGCGCAUCCGACCGUCAGCGAAUGGCGCCACAUGGCCAGCAGAAGGCGAAGCGUCCACACAGUGGUUCCGACGAAGCAGGUGCAGGGCAAACAGGAAGGGGCCACGUCCCAAAGUCGAAGAAGCUCCGCGUGGGAGACGGGUCGGAAGGCGAGAUGGGGGAUGACGGGGGAGAGGAGGUGACGCCUAUGGACAUCACUUCUGCAGGGACGCCUGCGCUCGGGUUCGGCCGAGACGGUGUGAGCAGGCAGCGUAUGCUUGCGCUCACCAACCUUGGCGUCCUCACGUCCACGCGCGAUGGCGGUGACAGGACGGCUCGUGCGCAAGGAGUUAUGUCCGGUGACAUUCCGCCGCAGAGGGCCGUGGGUUUUGCAUCUACCAUUGCAUCGUGUCCGAGCGCGGCGAUAAAGCUCAGGUCGAGACUGAGCAGAAUCAGGGAUGCUUUCCGCUUGCUUCUCGUCGCGUGCAUGUGGGUCAUGCGCAUGGGAGGCGACGAUGCACGCUCCUACGAGGAGGCGUCUUACUACGUGCAGCUGGCGGCGAAGCCUACUCUCGUGGCAGCGUGUUCAUCGCCCUUCAACUGGCGCCGCCAUGUGAUGCACUCGGCGAACGCGGUCUUAGGUCGCCUGCGAAAGCCACCGUUGACACUGGGCGUUUUCCCUGACUACAUCCCGGAGUGGGCUUUGUGCGGAGUGCGGUACAACUGCAACGCUGGUCUGGCGGACCCCGACGUCACGGCGAGAGUGAACUGGAUGGGGACGGGACCUUUUGAAGGCGAUCGGAAGGAGGACGGCACAAAAGACGAAACGGGAGCGUAAGUGUCCUCGAUAUGACCGUCUUGCGUGACAAGGAAGAAGGUAUCGCCCGUGGAGUGAAGCGGUUCGUCAUUAAGUGCACCUCAGUACAGACAACUUUGUCAGCAAGCCGAUGAACUGAUCCAAUGAUCGGUUCAUCGGUUGGCCGCCUGACUUGUCCAAGUUAGGGUGUGAUGCUUCGCAAAGUCGGGCAUUGGUGGUGGACUGGGUUCCGGUGUGUUGAUGAAAACGCACGGAAAACUGCGCAAAAAACGCAUUCACGCUCCAGUCCUGCUGAGGAGGCAACACAUCAAUGAAAGGCGCACACAUCG